CCCGGGAGAAGCUUUUGUGCCUCCAAAAUAACUGAUUUUCACUUCUCAGUCCAGUUUGUAAAGGGAGAUUCAGCUUAAUUUGCAGCACUUACAAUUAGUUAAGUAAGAUGUCAUUAGGUCAGGAGCAAGGUCUAAGUUUCGUUUCCGACGACUUGGAGCCUCGCCCAAGAAUAUCCCGGUAUCCGGCACCAUUUGACUUUCCGGAGAAACCAGUCCCUCAAGUACCCGAUAUAUCACUUCUCGAGUCGGACAUCAUUUCGCUUCCUAGCAAUUCUCCUUCUCUAUCUAAAUUUCUGUCUGGAAACACUCCGAGACCAAAUGCUAAUUCGUCGCAAAAUUCUCCUGGCACAGUGACACCCUCAAGUCGAAACAGUUCUGGGAUGGUAGCAACUACUUCGCCAGUAACGAUGGUACAUUCAAGAAAUUCAGAAACGACCUCAGCAAACAAUACACUUAAUUCGACCGGCCAGGGGAAAAUUUUGAUAGAUAAAGCUAACUCUGGUCAGUCUAUGGGUGAAGAUGUUUUCAAAGAAUUGCAAUCACAACGGGAAAUGAUAGCAAGGAUGGAGGAAAAAUUAGAUAAAAUUUUGCAAUUCCAAGAUGGAUUUCUGUCCGAGAUCUUCCGUCGAGGAACCCUUAUUUCUCGCCAUGUGCAGACGGACGAGGUUAUUAAUUCUACAGAAUUGGCUCAUCGCUCCCAACCAAGCAGAACUACAACGACAACAACCACAUCAGAGAGUCGCACGCCCAGCCGAACUUCCACCCCAGCCGGGCCUCCCAAACAUCAUCAACAUUUUCACUGCAGUAAGGCGAGAAAUAGUGCGGGUGGACAAUUGGAGAGAAUUCGGACCCAGGAGAGAGGGUAUAAUAAUGACUCCCUGUCAGCUAUCCAACUUCCAAGUGUAACCCUCAAUGAACCAAGUGCCCUCAUCUCUCAGGCGAGUGAGAUAAGGUCACUUCAACUUCAGGAGUUUAACGAUGAUAGCUUUUACAGCGGAAGUGGAGACAGCCCUGUGCUUCGAAAUGGGGGACCAUUCUGUUCAGACGGGUCAUCCUCUGACGAAGACGGAAACUCGGCUUCCUCUCCUGUGAUUAAGGUGAAACCCCCGGGACAAAACGUGAUGACCAAUACAAAUCGCAUUUUGAGCGAUGCUUCACGAAUACCUAAGCAGCAGCAAAUUCCUUCUGGGGCCAACUUAUGGAAACCAUCACCUCAGCCAUCACCACAUGCGUUUGAUAAUAAUAGAGAAAGGAUUACAAACUGGAUUGCAAACGGGAUAGGAACUAGGAAUCAGUUUUCUAAAGAGAAUCGCCUUCCGUCUGAACGAAAUGGAUCUCCAGCUCAAAAUUCGUCAUCAUCAUCAUCCUCGCCCAAUGGUCAAGUGCAUUUGUGUCAUAAUCAACCUCGAUUAAAAUCCAAACCUGAAGAUGAGGUUGUCCUAAAUACAAAGAAAUAUCUGGAAACCUUGGGUGUUCGUUUUACCUCUCCGAACCGAACCAACUCACGCCCGAUGCCAAAUUUGAACCGAAACAACUACAUGAUUCAGCAAAAUGUCUACAACUCGAUCUAUAUUCCAACCGUAAAUUGUGCACCCAUAAUUCCGGAAACGAUGGAGUGCGCUAUAACUUCUGGGACGGGUUCGAAUUUUCAUACCCUUGCACAAAAGUAUGCUAAUGCAGAUGAGUUACGAGAGUUUGAUGCGAUACAAGCCAACGCUGCUGUUCCAACUGAAACCACCCUUUACGGCAUGACAGCAUCAAAUCUUUCCUUUGCUACAAAGGACUACCUUCAACGAUACGGCCUCGUUACCCAACAACCCCCACCUCAUCAAAGUCCCAAUCCAGUCAAUCCACCCCGUGUCCCAUCAAAACCACCCCAUAAAAAGUCUCCAAGUCUUAAGAGCGACAGAAUCCUUAACAUGACGGCGAUCAAGAAUCAACCCAUGCUCUUGUGAACCUAUGCAAAACAUAAUUAUGAUGGCCUACUACACUUUUGCAAUUAGUUUGCGAAUUAAUUGUAGAAGUGUAAAGAUGUGAUGGUGGAAUAAGUGCUCCGAAAGCUCGUGUGAUAUUUACAAUAAUUCGUAAAUCAUGCCCGUCCUCAGAACUAUUCUGAAAAUAAUAUUUGUAAUAAUGUGUAUUUAUAAACGUGAGAAGUAAAAUCAUGCAUCGCUUUCCAACCGAACGAA
This is a messenger RNA of Folsomia candida, 2189 nucleotides long. RefSeq lists its product as uncharacterized. The transcript is spliced from 7 exons. Lineage: Eukaryota; Metazoa; Arthropoda; Collembola; Entomobryomorpha; Isotomidae. The record is from RefSeq and is a predicted model, not a curated record. Bases 108 to 1955 code for a protein of 615 amino acids.